UUCCGUCAUCUCGCUCGUCUCCGAGGCUACAGGGGGCCAAUGUUGAUUUGGGCGAAUUCCCGUCGUUGUCGGGCCCCACCGAGGAUUAUUUUUUAAAAGCUGGGUUCGGUAACGAAAAGUGGCAGACGUUUGAUUGAGAAUAUUGCACCCCCGCUGUCGGUAUAGCUGUUUUUUGGGCUGGGGGAGAGGUGGGGAGCCGGGGGGCCUCGCUCGGAGGGGGCUGCAAGGAGGGACAGGAGAAGACUGGAUCCUCCGUGUUCAGGCCAACUGCGCCGAGGUCGGCCUGGCAGUCCAGUGAAGCCCCAGAGAUACCGAGAUACCACAACGAUAGGUCCCCGUGGAUUUAAACUCGAUAUCGGUCGCCGGUUGUUGAUGACCGUGGAGUGAGUGAGCCCGCUGCACUAUCUCACCGUCUCGCCGUGGCACCGCAUCAGCAGCUGUCAGGCUAUUAAAGAUCAAGACCUCGGAGUUAACGAUUGGUAACCCUUACAGUUGGAUUUAGGAAAUACCGUUCAGACCUAAUCGAGCUUAGACCGGCUUGACAAGGCUGUAGGGCGGCCAAAAAGCCACGGAUCGCCCGUUGACAAGUUGUCAUCAUGGGCAACGCGCCCACGGCCAGGAAGGGCAGCGAGAUGGAAAGCGUCAAGGAGUUCCUUGCUAAAGCCAAAGAGGACUUUCUCAAGAAGUGGGAGAACCCUGCACAGAACACUGCUUGCCUGGAGCAGUUUGAGAGGUUGAAAACCCUGGGCACGGGCUCAUUUGGCCGUGUGAUGCUGGUGAGGCACAGAGAAACGGGACAGCAUUAUGCCAUGAAGAUCCUCAACAAGCAGAAGGUGGUGAAGCUCAAGCAAAUAGAGCACACUCUGAAUGAAAAGAGGAUUCUUCAGGCAGUCAGCUUUCCUUUUUUGGUGCGGUUAGAGUACUCUUUCAAGGACAACACUAACCUCUACAUGGUGAUGGAAUAUGUACCAGGUGGAGAGAUGUUCUCCCAUCUACGGAGAAUUGGCAGAUUUAGUGAGCCUCAUGCUCGGUUCUAUGCUGCUCAGAUCGUUCUAACCUUUGAGUAUCUGCACGCUUUGGACCUGAUCUACAGAGACCUGAAACCUGAAAACCUGCUCAUAGAUCAACAGGGCUACAUACAGGUGACAGAUUUUGGCUUUGCCAAACGUGUAAAGGGCCGGACCUGGACACUGUGUGGCACCCCAGAAUAUCUGGCCCCAGAGAUUAUUCUCAGCAAGGGUUAUAACAAGGCAGUAGACUGGUGGGCGCUGGGCGUACUCGUCUAUGAGAUGGCAGCAGGGUACCCGCCAUUCUUCGCUGACCAGCCCAUUCAAAUCUAUGAAAAGAUCGUUUCAGGGAAGGUGCGUUUCCCAUCUCACUUCAGUUCAGACCUGAAGGACCUCCUGAGGAACCUGCUACAGGUGGAUCUAACAAAACGUUACGGGAACCUCAAGAACGGGGUCAACGACAUCAAAGGACACAAAUGGUUUGCAACCACUGACUGGAUUGCCAUCUACCAGAAAAAGGUGGAAGCUCCCUUCGUCCCCAAGUUCAAAGGACCAGGCGACACCAGCAACUUUGACGACUAUGAGGAGGAGGAGAUACGUGUCUCCUUCACUGAGAAAUGUGCCAAGGAGUUUGCGGAGUUCUAGAGUUAGAGAGCGAGAGAGGAAGAGAGAAGGAAGUAGGGAGAGUCAAAGGUAGGCUGGUCAAGUGGGAGACGUAAGGAGAGAGUACUGUCUCCUGUCCAAUCACAAGCACCAGCUACAAAAAAAGAGGGAAAAAAUGGGAUAGAGAAGGGAAAAAGAGCAAGGAGACUGAUAACCAGCAGUGUUGCCUUUUCUGUUGCGUUUCUGUAUUUUAUUUAUUAUUCUGUCUUAUUUAUGGAUCCCUUUAUAAUGAAGGUGUGCUUCAGAGUCAUGGGUGUUGGGAACCCCACUUAUUUAGAGUUGCCUCUAUACGUUUUCACUCAAGAUCUUCCCUCCUUUUUUUUUAUUAUUUCAUUCAUCAUUUACUCACUUUCACAGAGAAAUCAGUCAGUCUGUUUUAAUCUCCUGCAGUCUGUUGGUCAUAACAUGAAGCCUGUUGGGUCGUACAAGUCGAGGUCUCAGUCUGCACAAAAGUUUCUUAAGUUUAAACUGAUAACCGGCUAACGUGUUUUUUCUCUGAUGAGCAAGAGAAGUGAACAUUUAAAUGAACCGCACUCAUAUGCACUUAAAAAACCUUUAUGUUUUGCAGUUAUUUUUCCUUUACAUAUUCAAACCGUUGCUGUUUCAUAUCGUAAACGGCGUCCGUCAAGUCACCGGUAUGAUUGGCCAAUAGAAAAACAUAAAGAUGAUGCGUUGUGUGCUCAAACAGGAUUCAAUCAAAGACAGAUGACCCUUAAGGGGGAAAAGUCAGUUAUGUUUACUGUGUAACUCCAUCGAUACUUCUUAUCAUUGUUAGCAUAGCCAGGCUUUGUGCACUCAAUUUUUAAAUGUUACUAGAUACUAGUGGCUCCAAUGAUAUCAUGUCACGCUAACAAACACGGACAUUUGGAUAAGGGAAAGUUAAUAUCUCAGUUUUAAUGAUGUUGUGGAGGAACAACGUAACAUAAUGGUAUCUCAGGUUUGAACAUAUCACUUAAUAAGACAUGUUAUCAACAUAAAGCAUUACUAUUAGCAGGUGAAGAAGCUGUGUGAGACACCCGAUACAUAUUUGGGAAUUUAAAGUUCUGGUAGCCACUAAGAGGAACUUAGGGGAAUAUUAAGACUUUCGGUUAGUGUACUCCAGAUUUCCCCUUUCAGAAGAUUUGGUUUUCUUAACUCAGCAACUCCUAAAAGCACUCACUGUCUCUGCUCAGAGCUCACUUUCUAGUCAAGUUGAUGUUGCAUUUUAAAUAAACCAUUUGGCCUUUGCCAAAAACAACUAAAGGAGAUCAUCUGAGGCUAUUUCAGUUUCUGGCUGGUGGUCACUGUAGCACUUUGACCAGUCAUUGAGCCAUAGUGUGCUUUAUGGUCUGUUAUAGAAACCCCAACAUUCAGCCCCCUCCUCUUAUCAACCACUCCAUGUGACAGCAACUCUGUUCCAUUUUUUGUGUUUACAUGCACAGUUUUGUUUGGGCUGCAACUAAUAUUUAUUUUGUUUUUUAUUUUAUUUAUUUUAAUCGUUUAGUCUAUAAAAUGUCAGAAAAUAGUGAAAAAAAUGUCCAUCCCAGCUGCUCAGAGUCCAAGCUGGUGUCUUUAAAUGUCUUGCUUUUCAAAGAUUUUCAGUUUAUCAUGAUAUAAAUCAUAGAAUAGUAGGAAAUCUUCAUAUUUGAGGGCCUAAAAACAGAAUUUUUGUGUCAAGAAUUACUUAAAAAUAGUUGACAAUUAUUUUUCUGUCCAUCAAUAAAACGAUUAGUCGACUAAUUGUUGCAGCUCUAAAGGUAUUUUUUCAUGUGGUGAUGAUGUAAAGAUGACUCCAUUGAACAAGGUAGAGCACCCCGAGUGGAUUAUGGCUAGUAAUUAGUGAAGACAGAAAUUAUCUUAGUUCACAGAAUACAAGCUGCCAGUUUAAAGUGCAGGACACAUAGCACUUCAGGUGAUUAAUGCCUUGGUAGCUACUGAGCUACGAUGGCAAAGUACUUAUGUAAUGCCCAAAAUGGUGGUCAGUGUAGGAUUUGGUCAUUCAUAAUUUAUGAAAUAAUACAAAGUGACAUUAAUGUUGUUUUCAAACAUUCAAAUGCCUUCUUCAUAGCUGUAUUUUAAUGUGCCACCAUAAUGAAGAUAUUCUAUUUUGCUUCAAACAGGCACUCUGGUUUUUCUUUGAUCGCUUUAAAAUCCAGAUAUUUUUUGAUUCACACAAGUCCUUUCUCUCCAAAACCGUUCAGAUAUGGAAAAUACAACAUGCCUUUUCUCAGAGAUAAACAGCUGUAAUGUGUAAUUGUGUGUGUAUGUCAAGUGACACACAAUCACACAGUAAUGUGGAAUUAUAUUUUAACACAGAUAUUAGCCCAGUGUCCAUAGCCGGAUUAACCAGCUCCACCAUUCCUCCCACUCUCUGUACAUUGUGUACAUUAUCACUCUGCUGGAAUAUUACAUGGCCCCAGGCUGACUGUGCGGUAAUUUGAUUUAAACACAAAUUCAUUUAGGAAUAUGCACCAUGUAAGCACAGCAUUAGCUGUAUUAAUGUAGGUCUUAAAGGGUAACUGUUUAAUUUUUGCACUUCUAUGAAACCUGCAAGAGACUUACAACAGAUAUGCUCACUGAUGCUGUGUUAACAUUGUAUGGGAUGGAUGAUAGAGAUGGAAAAGAUGUCUCAUGUCGACUUGCGAUUGUCGACACCAUCUGACAACUUUUCAGAGGUCUCGAGAUGAGAGGCAGGAUCUUUAAGGGACAGUUCGGACCAACAUUUUUUUUGGUGGAGAUGUCAGCUAGAUAGAACUCUGUGUCAGGUGCUCAAAGCGCCACAAACAUAAAUUUUAAAAACAACAUUUCUCUGCAGAAGUCAUGACCUUGUUACUCAAGAUGACCCACAGAGCUUGUUGUGAGCAGUUUCAUCUACACCACCGAUUCCAGUAAAGUUGGUUAAAACUUGAUAAAACAGAAUGUAAUCUUUUUCUAACCCUGUGUGACAUAUAUUCCAUUGAAAACUGUUCAAUAGAUUUAACUUCUUAAAAUCCACCUUCCUAGGGGGCAGGGGCAGAAACUUGUGUUUUACAAAAUGUUUUUACAAAACCUCAUACAUGUAUUUUGGCCUUACAGUUCUUCUGCUCCAAGCUUUGGCUCAAAUGUUGUUGGUUUUUCUGAUCCUAGCCCUUCCCCUAUACCUAAACCUACCCAUACAGGUGGGAUUUAAGAAGUUAAUGUUCAAACUGAUAGACAUUUGUGUUUGUAAUUAUCAUCUCUGAAUUCAAUGCAUUCUGUUUUUAUUUACAUUUUACACAGCUUCUUUGGAGUUGGGGUUGUUGAAACUGUUUGACUCAGAAUUGGAUUAAUUCGCUCUGAUAACAUUUGAAAGGUCUAGGAGAGCCAUUUUAUUCCGAUUCAAGUUAGUGGAGCGCACAACCGGAAGUCGCCUGCUCGGCCGUCCAAAGUCUCUACUGCAUUUGUUCUAGGUGGGACAUGGGCCCAUAGAUGUGGAACACCUGUGCAAUUUUUCACAUGGAAGUCCAACUUAUUUGGCUUCAUGUGCCACUGAGUGACUUCCAUAGUUCUCUUUAUGCAUCCAUGUGGACGAGAAGCCCAUGCGUGUGACAGUUCGACAUGUACAAUUUAAUGGCGUCCUCCUCGGCUGGCCUGUAAUGUUAGCUAGCUCAGGUGAACUAAGAUUAUCAAACUAUUCCUUCUGUGCAGUGAUAGAGUUGGCGGCAGUAGUUCAGCAGUCAGAAAAUAGACCAAACACGAGACGGCUCACAGUUCUAUCGAUUAUCUUGAGGAACUGGGUCAUGAUUUUUAGGAAGAGUAUUUGAGCACCACAAGCAGAGUGCCAUUUAGUUCUACUAUAUUUGAGAGAAGGCAGAAUCUCUACAGCCGAUAUCUCCAAAACUCGGAAACUCACAUCAAAACAAUCUGACUGAUAAAGACAACUUUGUGGCAAAAGGAAAAAUAUAUAUUUUUAAUUUCAGGGUGAACUGUCCCUUUAAGUUUCUUCAUAGUGUAUGUUGGUAUUGUGCAUAAGUAAUGUAUAAACAAAGUUCAUGUUAUGAGUUUACCACAAAUCGACUGCCACAGUGAACCUGGGGAUUUGGGAAUUGGGGCAGAUGCCCUCUUUACCCAGUUGCUAAUCCAGCCUCGCCAGUUUCUGGUAAACAGGCUCUUUCUUUCAAAGAAAUUAGUCACAUAAAAGGCAACUAACUUGUGACCAAAAGGGUCCACGCCCUCCCCUUACUAUCUGUACUUUUUCAUAUUCUUUUUUUGUCAUUGAGAGGGGUGAAACAGCUGAAAAUCAUUUCAUUGAUCAAUCUGGAGUCAAUAUCAUAUGAUAGAUGUGGCAAAAGCUGCAAGGGAGAUACACACUAUAGUUAUCAGCUGGCUUAUUGGUCAAUUUACGAACCUUUAUUAUUAUUAUAAUUAUUAUUAUUAUUACAUUGUUGUAAACCACUUGUUGAGACUUCACAUUCGCUGUAUUUCCUCCAUGUCAAGUUUAAUGUUGACUAUAUCAUCAUGGACAAAAUGUUUGAAGUUAUAAUACAAUAUUAUUCCGUG
Centropristis striata (black sea bass) is the source of this 6167-nucleotide messenger RNA. It is a transcript of the gene prkacab, whose product is annotated as protein kinase, cAMP-dependent, catalytic, alpha, genome duplicate b. Gene Ontology annotation, biological process: peptidyl-serine phosphorylation. Gene Ontology annotation, molecular function: cAMP-dependent protein kinase activity; protein kinase A regulatory subunit binding; ATP binding. The coding region runs from base 597 to 1652 and encodes 351 amino acids. The record is from RefSeq and is a predicted model, not a curated record. NCBI's taxonomy places the organism in Eukaryota, Metazoa, Chordata, Actinopteri, Perciformes, Serranidae. Gene Ontology annotation, cellular component: cAMP-dependent protein kinase complex; nucleus. The transcript has 11 exons.